Molecule: messenger RNA, 1764 nt
Organism: Caenorhabditis sp. 36 PRJEB53466
Lineage: Eukaryota; Metazoa; Nematoda; Chromadorea; Rhabditida; Rhabditidae
Source: the annotation of a GenBank genome assembly
AUGAAGUGUCUUCUCGUGCUCACCGUUCUCCUCAUCUGCCUGCUCCCGAUUGCGCGUGAGUUAAUCAACAAUAAUUGUCAGCCAGCGGUUGGCAACACUUUUGUGGAAUUUAAGAAACCGAAUUUUUUGAUUGCAAAAAAAGUUGCAGGCCGUAAUAACUUUUCGCGGAAACAAAAUUACCCAGGUUUUUACUGACUCCUACGACGAAAAAGCUCAUGUUCCAGGAGCGGCCAAAGAUCCGGGCGAAAAACGAGCCGCCGAUGCACCAUCCACCUCCUCCGGUCCUUCUGCCGCCGAUGCACCAUCUCCCUCCUCUACUCCUGCCGAUCGUUGGCCCAUUUCCAUCUACUGUAAGUCUAAAAUCCACAAAGUUUUGCAACAAUUCGUUUCCACUUUCAGUUGUUUACAUCUGUCUCGAAGAAUGCGAUAGGAGAUAUAAGAAAUGGGCGCAGGCCGUCAAGGACCCAACGGUGAUCGCCGAGAGAAACGCGUUUGCGAGAAGUUUCACCGAGGAAUACCAGCAGGCUCGGUUCGCUGGCCUCUAUCCCGAAAGGCACAUAAUUAUGAGAGAUCUGCUGUGUAAACAAAAUGCCCACGUUGGGGUCUAGUUUCUCUCACGUUUUACUCAUUUUAACCGUUCUGUUUCAGAAAAACGGUGAGUCUCGGAAGGAAGCGAGUGUCAGAACUGUAGUCAGGAAUGAUCCGGAAGUGAGGAAUCGAUUCGAUACGAUCGUCGGCGGAGAAGAGCGCUCGGAUCGUCAAGUCGGCAGAGAAGAGCGCUCGGAUCGUCAAGUCGGCAGAGAAGAGCGCUCGGAUCGUCAAGUCGGCGGAGAAGAGCGCUCGGAUCGUCAAGUCGGCGGAGAAAAAUGCUCGGAUCGUCAAGUCGGCGGAGAAAAGUGCUCGGAUCGUCAAGUCGGCGGAGAAAAAUGCUCGGAUCGUCAAGUCGGCGGAGAAAAGUGCUCGGAUCGUCAAGUCGGCGAGACGGAGCCCAGCGAGCCGAAGAAAGCUACGGACUCACCUAAAAGCCCGUUCAAGUAUUCUCGUAUGCCCAAAGACGUCGGAAGUCGGACAACGACUCGGAUGCAGGCGAAGAGGACGGCUGGGGCUCACCCAGAGGAAUCUUUUCUGGCAGGACUGCCGAUGAAGAGAAAAUACACGCGGAGGAACAAGGAUGAGGUUAGAGCAUUCACCCAACUUGAAGAACUGAACUACAAUUGAACUUUUAUCAAAAAACCUAUCAUUUUUCAGCCGGAGAAGGAGAAAACCGCCGCCAAAUCGUCAAUGUUCGGGUCAGUGAGACGAGCGACGUUCGAAGUGACCGAACAAACUGUCGUCAGUUUCUCAAUUUCCAUUUUCACCAAAUCAUCUCUUUUCUUAAAGCAGCCACCGCGAAGAGUUCCGGGACGGAUUCCGAUCUUCUCUGAUCAAGCGGAUCCGAUGGUAUCGUCGGCGUGGGCCAUUCUUCAGCCGGGCCCACGUCGAUCCGAAGAGAUGCUGAGAGGACGGAACCGGUUGGAGCGGGCCGCCGAAGACGAGAAUGCGCUCAGAGAAAUGCUGCCGCUCCGAGAGAUUCUGGAAGACGUGGACGUGGAUCCGGAGGAGGUCUACGAGCAUCUCACAGAGCUGAUCCUCGGGCACAAGCUACGGGACGACAGGCUAGAGUUCAGAAUUGCCGUCGCCAUUCUCCACAGUCUCUUUUUGGUCGGAUCAGUGGAGUUUGUGUUCCAUCAGACGACGUUCCGAAAGAAGAUGGAGGGCAAUUAA